Molecule: messenger RNA, 2500 nt
Organism: Lytechinus variegatus (green sea urchin)
Lineage: Eukaryota; Metazoa; Echinodermata; Echinoidea; Temnopleuroida; Toxopneustidae
Exons: 4
Coding region: 215-2500 (761 amino acids)
Biological process (GO): signal transduction
Molecular function (GO): protein binding
Source: RefSeq, a predicted model, not a curated record
GUCGACCUCGACUAUUCCUGAUUGUGACACCGCUAACGGAUCUCGGUGUGAUACCAGAAACCUCCGUAAUAUCACUCAACAUGCUCAGCACGGAUCUUUGAAGUGUGAUGAUGACCGUAAUGUUUCAACUUGUUCAACAGAGAAGGAAUCUUUUUCUGUCUCUGAUCCUACUGACAUCAAGGCCCAAAAGCCUUGUGACCUUGACGAGUUGGACAUGAGAUAUAUAACCAUUAAUGGCACAUCACCUGCUAGCCUCUGCAAAUCAACUCAAAUAAGUGAACCAGACCAACAUGAUGGCACAUCGGAGUCAUACUCACAGGUUGCUAGUUCUCAGGACGAGGGCAAGCAUGACGAGAAAGACACUUCAAGUCCUUUACCGUCGGGGAUACUUGGCUUAUUUUCGCCUAGUACUGAUUUAGAUACGUCUGGCAACGUUCAGCUCACAUCGUGUACGAGGGAGAUCGCAGGGUCUUAUGGAGCACCAAUCUCUCCAGUCAGUAGAUCGCGUUCACCCAGCAGUGGAUCAGAUGAAACACAAAGGAAUUCAUUCUCUUCUGGUAUAACCAACGUGCUCCUCCUGAGGUCCGGUGACGUGGAGAAAAAUCCUGGUCCAAAUACCGACCUUGGGAAUCUAACUGAGUUUGAACUUCAUUUCCUUGCUGACGGUAUGGAUCCAUCAGACUUCACGAAGGUUGGACUAGCUUUAGGAUUUACUGAGGCUCAACUAAGUCGAUUCAAGGAAGACAACAUUGGAAACAUAAUGCAAGCUACCUAUAAGAUGCUUUGUGAAUGGCUGAAGACAGUACGAGAUAGUGAGGCGAGGAAGACACUGUCCAUCAAGUUAAAAGACAUCAAUCUGGUACAGCUUGCCGACAGUGUAGAGAAAGGUAAGGCCGGAGAUCACAUACCAUCAAUGACGGAAGAUGAAUUCCAACGGGUCAUCAAAGAGGUCAAGAAAUAUUCGGCCAUUCACCACUGUCAAAUUCAAGCCGAUCCACUGAACAGCCGACUUAUACUUGAAUUUAAGCGGAUUUUCACAAAUCUGACGUUGAUGGAGGAAGAUAAGGGAACUGAGCAUAAGACGCCGCUACUCUACGAAGACCUCCUCAAGACCAAGGUAAACGGAGUCUUUCCUCAACGCUUGUUGGUUGAAGGUGAAGGUGGUGUGGGGAAGACAACUCUCUGUGCAAAGAUCGUUUGGGACUGGAUUCAUGGAGCAGGCUACCAAGAUUUCAAACUUGUACUUCUCGUCCUCCUUCGUGAAGUAAAGGAUAAGACUAUUGGAGAUAUUAUAAAGUCCUACCUCCCAGACGACAAUAUGGUUACAGCCAUGCAGCUAAACAAGUAUGUAUUUUCCCAUCAGAUAGACGUCCUUCUCGUUCUGGACGGUUUUGACGAGUUUGCUGGCGAUCUUGAUAGCUGUUACCAAAUCGCCCUUAUCAUCCUGAAUCGGCUAUUCAAGUCAGGGAAAGUACUAAUCACAUCCAGACGUUGGAGAUCAGAUGAGAUACGAAAGAUUCAAGAGCUUAGAAAGCUUUAUGCCUUCAUUGCCGUGGAAGGUUUCUCUGAUGAAAAUCUAUCUUCCUACGUCACCAAGUUCUUCAAUCCAGACACAACUUCGGCUGAAGAUUUGAAUCGAUUUAUAUCAAAUAACGAUGUAAUCAGAGAGAACAUGGCUCCAUACCCCAUAUACACAGCUAUGCUGUGUAUCAUGUGGAAAGAUUUCGAUGGCGAACGUCGCAUAGCAAUGUCGAAGUUACAAACAUUUUCUCAGCUGAUUGAUGAGAUGGUUCAAUUCUUGGUCGAUCAUUAUCUUUCAAAGCUCGGUCUGACGUCAAGAGACGAGGAAUGGCAUGUUCAGCGUGCAGAAGUACUUCUCCAUCUAUCCAACAUCGGUUGUCUUGCCUUCCAGGGGCUCGUGGAAAGGCGAUUAGUGUUCAGUGAACAAGAGUUCAAGAGCUGGCCAGGGUGUAUUAACACAGGUUGUCAAGUUGGAGUACUCACUAAACAAGCACCGAUCCUUCAGAGGAGACAACAAAGAUACAAUAAACAUCCCGCAGACUCAUCCGUGCAGUUCCCCCACAAGCUGUUUCAGGAGUAUCUAUCAGGGAUGUAUCUUGCAUCUCUUCACAACUCAAACAGAAGCGAGUACGACAGGUUGAUGGAGGAUAUAGUCGGAAAUGCACGUGAAUUCCGCGAGCUUCUGUACUUCACCUCGGCCCAACAGAAGGAGGUCGGAUUGGAUAUCAUAACUAGUCUCAUAGAAUCAAAACGCGUUAUGGGAUAUGGGCGUACAGAUGAUGACUUCAUUGUUGAUGUAGCAUAUGAGAGUCAAGACCAAACAGUGGCCAGAGCUGUGGCAGAUCAUCCAUCGACUUCAUCCAGCAACACACUUGAGAUCAGGGAACAUAUGCAGGCCCACACGGUAUCAGGACAUCUCUUCAUCGUGAAUCAUCGUAAAGUGGUAAAUAAUUUCAACAAAAAGUACACACCCUCUUAA